Messenger RNA from Trypanosoma theileri, 399 nucleotides. Its product is annotated as putative DNA-directed RNA polymerase II. The record is from RefSeq and is a predicted model, not a curated record. Gene Ontology annotation, molecular function: protein dimerization activity; DNA binding. Gene Ontology annotation, biological process: transcription by RNA polymerase II. Bases 1 to 399 code for a protein of 132 amino acids. Gene Ontology annotation, cellular component: RNA polymerase III complex; RNA polymerase II, core complex; RNA polymerase I complex. The transcript has a single exon. Lineage: Eukaryota; Euglenozoa; Kinetoplastea; Trypanosomatida; Trypanosomatidae.
AUGUCGGCCCCACAUGGUAUGCUGAUUUACAAUAAUGACAUCACGGCGGAUAGUCUUGUCGAUACAAAGGGAACCCGCAAGAUAACGGAAGAGGUGUCAAGUAAAAUGCCCAACUCAUCUUUGUUUAAAUUGGAUAAGGAGGACCACACCUUAGCAAACAUUCUGCGUAUGAAAUUACACGAAAAUCCGCUUGUGCACAUUGCCGGUUAUCGUGUGCCUCACCCAACACAACAUCGUGUGGAGUUGCGAGUGCAAACCUCUUCAGAUGGAUCUGGUCGACCUAUUCCAACACCGAAGGAGGCAUUGUUAGAGGCCAUCGAUGCAUGCAUGCAGGAUAUUCAAACCUUUGAGGAACAAUUGCGAAGAGAGGCACAUGCGAAAGGUCUUGAAGUGGAGUAA